Eriocheir sinensis (Chinese mitten crab) is the source of this 1755-nucleotide messenger RNA. RefSeq lists its product as uncharacterized. NCBI's taxonomy places the organism in Eukaryota, Metazoa, Arthropoda, Malacostraca, Decapoda, Varunidae. Gene Ontology annotation, molecular function: transcription coregulator activity. The record is from RefSeq and is a predicted model, not a curated record. Gene Ontology annotation, biological process: regulation of transcription by RNA polymerase II. The coding region runs from base 1 to 1614 and encodes 537 amino acids. The transcript is spliced from 6 exons. Gene Ontology annotation, cellular component: SAGA complex.
AUGUACAAGUUUCCCCCGCCAAGAAGUGUCACGAGUUUCCCCGCCAAGUACAAGUUUCCCCCGCCCAGAAGUGUCACGAGUCUCCCCCCUAAAUACAAGCUUCAACGGCCCAGAAGGGUCACAAGGUUCCCCGCUAAAUACAACUCCCCUGCCACAAGAGAGUCUGAGUCACAGCCCCUCCCGGGUACCGUUCCCAAACGUUCCCAUACCAAGCCCAAGUCCUCCCGCUCAACAGAUUACAACCGAUUCCCCACCAGGAGCAAUGAUUUUGAGGACAAUCCCUCUUCGCCUGUCGGUGCCGAGGACGACGAAGGCCCCCCUCCUCCUUCAGGCAGAGCUUCAUCACCCUCUGUUGAGCUGCUCCUUAAUGAUUCGGCCGCUGCUGUGUUUGAGAGGAGGGAUAGGAGCCCGCAGGAGAAUUCGUCCAACUCCCAGGGCGAGGGCCCUGCUCCUGCUCUUCAAAAGAAACAGAAAAGGAGGAAGAAGAACCCCUCAGUGAUCCUGACUGAUGCCCAGGAGAGGGCCCUGGCCCAGUGGCUCGAGGUGGAGGCUCCCUCAGGAGCCGCUAUGGGCGGCUCACAAACACCGUCAGCGGCCAAGCAACGGGCUCCAAGAGGCACACGGACCGAGAGAUGGAUCCUUGAGCUGUUCCCCUUCCUCAAGGCGCACAUAGUACGCCAACACAAAACGGCCACACUAGGUCUACCAACGGACGACGACACUCCUGCCACCAGAACCACCGCAGCCACAACAACCACAACAACCACAACAACCGCGACGACUACAGGGGUAGGGGUUUCUCAUGGCGACCCGGACACACCCUCGCCGGCCAGCGAGGACGAGGAGGUAGUGGUGGUGCCUGCAAUCAAGGUUCCAAGAAAACCCCGAACCAGGAAGCACCCCCCAAUGAAGCCAGGAGCGGCAAUUGACUCGGUAAUCGAUGGGGCCAAACACUUCCUGUCGGAGUUCAAGGAGCUGAGUGGGGACAGGGAUACAGAGGCGGCGAGGCACUUUUUGGAAUCGUUGCUCCCCAUGCUACUGAAGGUUGGGCCAAGCCUGAUGCCCAUCUUCAGGAUGGAGAUCACCGCCUGCCUCAGAAAAUAUGAGCAGGCGACCAAACAAGGUGCUGAAAUGGCCUCACAUGACCUAAAGUACCACAUAAUUAACUCUGAGUACUGCCCUGCCCCCUCUCCGCCCAAGGCCCAGCCCCAACAGCAACAGCAACAACUACUAAUGUUGGAGCCACAACAGCUGCAGCAGUUGCAACAGCUGCAACAACAGCUGCAACAGCCACAACAGCAACAGCCACAACUAGUGCCACAGCUCCCUGCCACAUUCCCUGCCACAUUCCCUUCCAUUCGGCAGCAGGGCCAACCAGCGGUGACAUCGGUUACCCCCCAGCAGCUGCAAUUGUUGCAGCAACAGUAUCUCCUCAGGAGCCCUUCUACAAGCAGCAUUGGGGUUCCUGCAAACAACACCACCGACCUCAACAUGUCCCUGUUGAUGGACAUGCAGCUGCCGGGCCAAGCCUCCACAGCCUCUACUCCAGCAAAGGCUCCUCCGCAACAAAGUACUACAACACUGCAUACGCCGACCUCUUCAGCGGACUUUUAGCUUUUAUUAUAAUAUGAAAAGAAUAAAUAAAUGUUUAUUUUGAGUUUACUCCAUUUUUCCUUCAGCUUAUAAAAUUUAUGUAAUAAAACAAAAUGUACACAAUAAUUUGAAAGGAAUAAAUAAAUGUUUAUUUUGAGUUUA